Molecule: messenger RNA, 2739 nt
Organism: Photinus pyralis (common eastern firefly)
Lineage: Eukaryota; Metazoa; Arthropoda; Insecta; Coleoptera; Lampyridae
Product: zinc finger protein OZF-like
Exons: 1
Coding region: 386-1798 (470 amino acids)
Biological process (GO): regulation of transcription by RNA polymerase II
Cellular component (GO): nucleus
Molecular function (GO): RNA polymerase II transcription regulatory region sequence-specific DNA binding; DNA-binding transcription factor activity, RNA polymerase II-specific
Source: RefSeq, a predicted model, not a curated record
AAUACCUAACGUGUGGGUGGUAAAAAUGUAGCAAGCUGACAGCAGUGCGCGGUAGUCUCAUGGUUGUCUUCAUUUAUAGCCUAAAAUAUAUUUAUUAAUGACUAUGCGAACUAAAAUGUCAAAAUGUUCAUAGAUACUCCGAAUUUGAAGCAAACGUGAACGGUAGGUAUAUAGUGCCGACUGCCGACGCCCUGAGUGCGGUCUCUACUAAAAAUUAACAAACCAGUCUAAUCCGUCCCAUUUUACAGUUUGUAUUACGCAUGCCCACACGGGUUUGAUUUGUGUUUUUGUUAUUGAUGUUGAGGUUAUGUCGGUUUUGAAGAGAUUCAUGAACAACAGGGGACACAAUUUAAGUAAUUAAAUACCUCUAUACGUGAUUUUGGCCAUGUUGCAAGUUAUUAAGAAUGAACUACCGGAGGAAGUAACCACAAAUUUUCCUUGUACUGAGCAUGUAGAAAUUAAGGUUGAACCAAAGAACGAAAGUUGCUCUGCUGUUGAAGACCUUCCUAUAAAGCAAGAAUAUAAUUACUGUUCUAUAAAAUUGAAACAGGAAUCUAAUGAUACUACUACUGAUGAAGUUUGUCCAUUUUUAAACUAUCGGCAACUGCCCGCAGCUUGUACAAUGCAAAUACUAGACGUACAUGGCAUGAAGGCCUCAUUAACUUGCAUGCUUGGUAAUAAGAAACAGUUUUCACAAGAAUACAUUUGCUACCACUGUAACUAUAAGGCUAGACGUAAAUCAAAUUUAACCCGCCACGUUAGAGGACGUCACGGUUUGGAGGAAUUUAAGUGUCAUCUCUGCAAAUACAAAACCAAAUUAAAACCACGCCUAACUGAACACGUAAAAGGGUGUCACGGUUUGGAAAAAUUAAAUUGUCAACAGUGCGACUAUUCCACAAAGCGGAAAUCGGAUAUGAUCAAGCACAAAAAACGAGUACACGGCUCCGAACAAUUUAAUUGUCAAAAAUGUGACUACUUUACAAAAUAUAAAGUGUAUUUAAACGAUCAUGUGAGAGUGCACCACGGUUUACAAAAUUUCAAUUGUCACCACUGCAGCUACAGUACAAAAAGGAAAUCGGAUAUGGUCGCACAUCUGAAAGGGCUUCACGGUACAGAACAACUACUUUGUGUACAAUGCGACUACACCACCAAACGUAAAUCAAACUUAACGCAACACAUGAAUAGGUAUCACAGUUUAGAGGAAUUUUACUGCCAGUGGUGUAAUUAUACCACAAAAUGUAAAUCAUACUUUACCGCUCAUAAAAAAUGGUAUCACGGCUCGGACAAAUUUCAUUGUGAUCAAUGCAACUACGCAACAAAACGGAAACCAAAUCUAAUUAAACACGUGAGAAGACACCACAGCUUGGAAGAAUUUAGUUGUCAACAGUGCAGAUACCGUGCAAAAUUGAAAUCAAGUUUAAUCGAACAUACGAAGGCACGUCAUGGUCUCGAAACAUUUAAUUGUGAACGGUGCACUUAUACCACAAAAUGUAAAGCGUAUUUUAAAGCACACGAAAAGGACGCUCAUGGUCCAAAAGAAUUUAAUUGUCAAGAAUGCACCUACACCACAAAUCGGAGAACAAAUUUAAUUCAGCAUGUGCGGAGAAAUCACUGCUUACAACAAUUUAAUUGUGAACAGUGUAAUUACGUCGCCAAAUGUAGAGCAUAUUUAAACUCUCAUGUGAAAUGGAUUCAUGGUUUCGAAGAAUUCAAUUGUUAUCACUGCCAUUAUACUACAAAACGGAAAUCGAAUUUAGUCAGUCAUUUAAAAGUUCAUCGUGUGGUCAUUGUACAAUAAAGUAUUAUUUGCAUUAUGGUUUUUCAUUUGCUGUUUGAAUAUAUCGAUGAAGUAGAUCUUACAUAACUGAAUUGGUUAGAGGUAGGCACGAACUGAGGUAGGGCUUUGGGGUCUCCAAUAGUUUAUGGUAGGUAAUCAAUCUAUAAAUGCCACAUAAAAUUUCAAUCCCCCAGGAACAAGUAUAGGGUGACCAUAUAUUUUAAGCAUGAAUGCUGUACAGCAAAUAAUAAAACAGUUUUUUUUAUGAUGCCAUUUAUUUUUAAAGAUAUUUCUCAGUUGAAUGAACUUUUUUCAAUAACGCUUGAUUAUCUUUAAUUUUUGACAAAAAGUCCUCGCCAGACUGUCCUAAGUUACACCAGUAGAGGAGUACACAAGACUAGUCUAGACUCUAGACUCUAGUUGGUCUCAACCUCAACGAAAACACGUUUUUCGAAAAAUCACUGGCGCAGCAUUAUAACGCAUCACAUGCUCUAGGACCUAGGUGGGUGAGGUACGGUGAGAACUUACCGAGUGACGACUGCCGAGUCGCGCGAAUCGAUUGCCUUCCACACUGUGCGGAAGCCCGGAAUGGCAAAGCCGAGUUGCAAAUUUAAUAAACGGAGCAAUAUGCAUACUCCUUAUUUUACAUUGAACGAUAUAAUGCUGUACAUUUGGCUGUACAUCACUCGACGCUGUACAGAUUGUCAAAAUUCCGUACAAUACAGCAAAAUUCCGUACAUAUGGUCACCCUAAACAAGUAUAUAUGGGUGAUGGCAUGGAACAUUUUCUAACUCAAACAGUACACACCUGCAAAGCUUUGAUUUUUUCAGUUUUAUGAAUAAUUAUCUACAUGAAUUUUAUUUGAUUCUAGGAAGGUAAUAUUUCUAUUGUUACUAUGAAUACUCAAAUUGCUAGUGAAAUCCCCAUGCUAAUAACUAAUAAGUAUAUAAUGACUAUGUGCA